UCCCUCUCUCUCUUCUCUUCUAAAAAAAAAAUCAAUCAACAAUAUGGAUUCCCCUUUGAGAUCAACAACUUCAUUGUUUCAAAUUCUUGUAACAUUCUUUCUCCUAUUCUUUUUAGGUUUGAAUAUGUUUAAAGAAGUAGAAUCACUUGGGAUUAACUAUGGUCAAGUUGCAAACAAUUUACCACCACCAGAAAAAGUCCUUCAACUUUUGCAUGCUCUAAAGAUAACAAAGGCAAGAAUAUAUGACACAAAUCCUCAAGUGUUGACAACAUUUGCCAAUACAAACAUAGAGCUAAUUGUUACAGUAGAGAAUCAAAUGUUAGCUACAUUAUGUGAUCAACAACAAGCACUUCAAUGGGUAACUAGCCACAUUAGGCCAUAUUUUCCAGCCACAAACAUCACGGGGAUCGCGGUAGGCAAUGAGAUAUUUACAGAUGAAAACAUGUCCUUAAUGACAUAUCUUGUCCCAGCCAUGGUUAGCAUUCAUACAGCACUUGUGAAAACAGGACUCAGCCAAUACAUACAAGUCUCAUCCCCUAAUUCCCUUGCAGUUUUAGCCAAUUCUUAUCCACCAUCAGCUGGUAGUUUUAGGACUGACCUAAAUGAAAUAAUGCAACAAUUUUUGCAAUUUUUAGCCACUACAAAAUCACCUUUUUGGAUUAAUGCUUAUCCUUACUUUGCUUAUAAAGACAAUCCAAAUAAAAUAUCAUUAGAUUAUGUGUUGUUCAAUUCAAAUGAAGGGAUGAUUGAUCCAUACACAAAGUUACAUUAUGACAACAUGUUGUAUGCACAAGUUGAUGCUGCUUUAUUUGCAAUUGCAAGAAUGGGAUUUAAUGGGCUAGAAGUUAAAAUAUCUGAAACAGGAUGGCCAUCAAAAGGUGAUACAAAUGAAAUUGGUGCUACAUUACAAAAUGCAGCAAUUUACAAUAGGAAUAUUUUGAGAAGACAAUUGCUUAAUGAAGGGACCCCAUUAAGGCCAAAUGUUAGAUUGGAUAUUUAUUUGUUUGCUUUGUUUAAUGAAGACAUGAAACCUGGCCCAACUUCAGAGAGAAAUUAUGGAUUAUUUCAACCUGAUGGAACUAUGGCUUAUAAUGUGGGAUUAUUAUCAACAACUUCUUCAAAUACAGAGCCAGCAUCAGCUUCAAUUUCUCUUGCUUCCUCUGCCCCUCCUAUGGUGAAAAGAAUGGGAUAUCAAAGCUUGGUGAAUUGGAUGAUGAUGUUUGUGUAUUUUUGGUGGCUAUGCAAGUGUUAAAUGAGAUGAAGGCAUGCAACAUUAAGGCAAAUUAGGGGAAGUACUUGGCUGUAAAUACAUUGGCAAGUCUUCUCUAUAAGAUAGAAGAAUACAAAUAGUAACUCCGAAAAGGCAUAAUACAUAGACAGACAUUUAAAUUUGUCGAAAAUAUUCAUUUAGAUAUUUCAAUUGAGACAACGACCUAUCGGCCAUUGGACAUAUGUGCAUUCAUCGUCAAGAAUGGAGCUCACAACAGGUAAUUAGCACGCACAGACUAUGAGACAUGAUAAGAAGCUUUUCUUGUAAUAUUUUUUUAAGGAACGAUCUACUUAAUUUCUUGUUUCAUAGAAAAAGUAUGUAUAUAUAGUUAAUGUCAUUUAUUGUACAAUAUUCGCGAUUGAUGUAUCGCAAAAUUAAGUAGCUCAUGAUUCUUUGCUAGGGAAUUGACAAAAUUAUCAGUUUGUUAAUUACUAUGUCUCAUUGUG
Solanum stenotomum is the source of this 1716-nucleotide messenger RNA. RefSeq names its product glucan endo-1,3-beta-glucosidase 14. Gene Ontology annotation, cellular component: plasma membrane. Lineage: Eukaryota; Viridiplantae; Streptophyta; Magnoliopsida; Solanales; Solanaceae. Gene Ontology annotation, molecular function: hydrolase activity, hydrolyzing O-glycosyl compounds. The record is from RefSeq and is a predicted model, not a curated record. The coding region runs from base 44 to 1252 and encodes 402 amino acids. Gene Ontology annotation, biological process: carbohydrate metabolic process. The transcript has 3 exons.